GUACAGGUUGGGGCGCGCGCAGGAAGUCGGCGGGUUCCUGUGUCUCUCUAGGGCCACGGUGCGAGGGUCGGGCUGUGUCCCCAUUGGCCGGCCCCGCCCAGGGACUGGACCGCCUAACCUCGCCCGUCAGGCACUUACAAGGCUGAUUUGGACCUGGGACGGCUGCACGAUGUUGAAACGGGUGGCGUGUGCUGCAGUCGGAGGCGGUGAGUCACCUGGACCCUAUCCAUCCAUUGCCGACCUCUGCCCCACCAGGCUGGGUGGAUGUGAGACCACAGAGACACGGCGCUGCAGGGGUGAAGAGGGGUGCCAGCCCUCGCUGCCCCGCCUGGAUCUGCUAGCUGUGGCCGUGGCGGCGGUGCCGGUGACGCUCAGCGCCAUUGGCUUCACAGGGGCCGGAAUCGCGGCCUCCUCCAUCGCUGCCAAGAUGAUGUCCGCAGCUGCCAUCGCCAACGGAGGUGGAGUUGCCGCCGGCAGCCUGGUGGCUACUCUGCAGUCAGUGGGGGCAGCUGGACUCUCUGCAUCUUCCAACAUUCUCCUGGGCUUCAUGGGGUCAGCUGUAGGGGCCUGGCUGGGGGGCUCAGAAAAGAAACCCCCUCCCCCUCCACCAGAUGAACCUAAGACUGACGAUGGGGACUCCAGUGAAGACGAGGAUCCCAGCUGAAGAAGGGGACCUGUCUCCAGGAGAAAAUGUACGCCAAGUUGAACCUCCAAAACCCCUACUCGAGUCAGAGAAAUAUGAGAAAUAAAGGUCCUGUGCAGA
Molecule: messenger RNA, 763 nt
Organism: Loxodonta africana (African savanna elephant)
Lineage: Eukaryota; Metazoa; Chordata; Mammalia; Proboscidea; Elephantidae
Product: interferon alpha-inducible protein 27-like protein 2A
Exons: 4
Coding region: 170-664 (164 amino acids)
Biological process (GO): apoptotic signaling pathway
Cellular component (GO): mitochondrion; membrane
Source: RefSeq, a predicted model, not a curated record